Messenger RNA from Leptonychotes weddellii (Weddell seal), 668 nucleotides. NCBI's taxonomy places the organism in Eukaryota, Metazoa, Chordata, Mammalia, Carnivora, Phocidae. The record is from RefSeq and is a predicted model, not a curated record.
CGCGGUGCGGUGCAUUUCGGGACCUGUAGUUUCCCCGCCGCAUUGUGGGAGUUGCGGUUCGUGUGCAGUCCCGGCGCUGGAGCUUCCGCGGCUUGGAGCUAUGGGACCAAGGCCCCAAGAGGGAAGUCACUUACCAGAGUGUGUAGGUUCUUCAUCCAGAGCUCAAGUCUUCUGACUCUUGGGAAUAGCAAGACCUGCCCUUCCAGCUCCUCUCCUCAUGUGCUUAUCUGAGUGGGCCCGCAGUGACCCAGAGUGAAUUUGCCAUUGGCCCAACAUGAACUGGAAGGUCCUUGAACACGUGCCCCUGCUACUGUAUAUCUUGGCAGCCAAAACCUUAAUUCUCUGCCUGGCAUUUGCCGGAGUCAAAAUAUACCAAAGGAAAAGGUUGGAAGCAAAACAGCAAAAACUGGAAGCUGAGAAAAAGCAGCAGUCCGAGAAGAAAGAGAACUAAAGGGAAACCAGAGAAUUUGCAAUUUAAAUGUCAGCCUGAGUGGAUUCCAGCUGAGAAGAAAGACGAGACAAUUACUGAAUGAUGUGUCAGAGGAUAAACUCCCAACCUAUAGGGUUAACUAAAAAUUAUAUGAACUUUUUUAUGCUCUUAAAAGAACCCGUAUUUUGUUUACUAAAAUAAAAUACCUUUGUAAAAAAGGGGGUCUCUGUCUCUGGAA